Fusarium poae is the source of this 1629-nucleotide messenger RNA. RefSeq lists its product as uncharacterized. The coding region runs from base 1 to 1629 and encodes 542 amino acids. Lineage: Eukaryota; Fungi; Ascomycota; Sordariomycetes; Hypocreales; Nectriaceae. Gene Ontology annotation, biological process: cytokinin biosynthetic process. Gene Ontology annotation, cellular component: cytosol. The record is from RefSeq and is a predicted model, not a curated record. The transcript has a single exon. Gene Ontology annotation, molecular function: hydrolase activity, hydrolyzing N-glycosyl compounds.
AUGUCAGCUGAUCACAAAGAACUAAGAUCGGUCGCCGUUUUUUUAGCCGCAAAUAUUGGAAACGACCCCGGAUACAAAGAGCUUGCACAACAUGUUGCUGCAAUGUUCGCUAACAAUAGAUGGAAAUUGGUGUAUGGCGGAUCCGCCCGAGGGCUAAUGGGAAUCCUUGGCCAAACCGCGUCAGCCUUGGGUGUCGACGUUCACGGGGUUAAGCCUCGCCCAUUCCUCAAAUACGAAGAAACCGGCAAACUCCCAAAGUUCGGUCAUCAUGAGCUAGUGGAUGAUUUGCACUCUCAGAAGAGACGAAUAGCGGAGCUAAGCGAUGCAUUUAUAAUACUACCUGGGGGAUUUGGAACACUUGAAGAAUAUACUGCAAUUCGGAUGUGGUCAAAACUCGGCGUCUGCCGCCGCCCUAUCGUGCUGUUGAACUUCCAAAACUUUUACACUCCGUUGCUAGACUGGAUCACUGGAGCAACAAAGUCGGGCUUCAUAUCAGAGAACAGUGCCGCCGUUGUAUCGGUCGUCAACUCGAUCGAAGAAAUAAAUUUCUCGCUCUUGGAGAACCCCCUGAUUGAAAACGAUGACAAAUUCGACUGGUCAGUUGUAGUUCCGGACCAUACCAGCAGUCUCUUACAAUCUCAACUUGAGAAAUUACUUCUGGAAACCGCAGAUCAGGUUUCUCUUCAACAUUGUCUGACAGUUCAUUGGAGUACAUGGCAUACAUGGAAUUACUACAAUCGAAUAGAGCCUGGUAUCACCGAAACGAAUGACCAUGUCUGGAAAUCCAUCUCACCCUUUUCGACAUGCGUUGGUAUGGCUUUUCUGGUGGCUAGAAACUUCCGCGCUGCUCUUGAAAUCACCCCGGGCCUCGUUCAAUACUCUGAGAGACUUAGGACAGUUGCCUGCCCUGCAUCAGCAGAUUCGAUUCAACCCUAUCACUGCCUCACCAGCGUCUUUAUGGAUCAGUAUUGCGUCGUCAUAGACCCCGUGUUCUCGGUGCAGGCUUUCAAAGUGCCGUAUAAUGGGUCGUUCGAGACCUUACCAUAUAUAACCACGUCUGGUCGUUCCCAACAACGAUGUUUUCGCUAUAUCACAGGUCCAAGUGGCGAGAAGCUAUUGACCAUGGAGAAAAUCGGUAGUAUGGAAGCGCCGGUGCAAUUUUCAGAUAUCGAUCACAACACUGCUCUACGACAGAUCUCCAUGCGAGCGGCUAGAGAAAGUAAACCCAACUCUCAGGUUCCAAGCAAAAAAGUCCUUGUUGUACGAUCUUUGAUGAACGAAAGACCGACUAAGAUUGCAUCGACCCCUUUGAAUGCGGAGUUUGUUGUGGCGGCUUGUCGCGUGCAAGUCGAUUUCGCCCAACGAACUCUGACGAUGCAAAUACCUUCAACGGACUGGCUUUUCAAACCUGAAAACGAGCGAUACCUUCAGCAGUUACAGCAGUCAAAGAUGUAUACACCAGUCAACGAUGCGGUGCUGAAUCUGGUUGUUGUUCUCCGUUCUUCACCGGAUGGUGAACUCGUUUCGGAUCAACUUCAUUUGAUGGGCGAGGUGGCAGCGCGAUUAGGACUCGCAAGAGGAGAAAUCUUGCAGAUUGCUCGCUCUCUGGACUUUUUCCAGCGUACGUGA